This is a messenger RNA of Trypanosoma brucei brucei TREU927, 4497 nucleotides long. RefSeq lists its product as hypothetical. Bases 1 to 4497 code for a protein of 1498 amino acids. The transcript has a single exon. The record is from RefSeq and is a predicted model, not a curated record. Gene Ontology annotation, molecular function: protein binding. Lineage: Eukaryota; Euglenozoa; Kinetoplastea; Trypanosomatida; Trypanosomatidae.
AUGGUGUAUGAGAGUGAAUCUUGCAGAAAUAUUACUUCUGCUGAAGAUCGUGGUAGGGCAUCGUCAGUCGUCGUGGAGCACCUGCGCGCUGCAAUCGUUCAGGCAAUGAAGAGUUCUGAGACGGCGGAGCUCGUCGCAUUAAUAUGUGACAACAACGGGCUAACGGUGGAGGAAUUUCUUCAGGCGCCGCAUGAAUUUACGGAAAUGGAACUUUUUCUGCUGGCGACACCACAGCUUCCUCAACUGCGCUUAUUUCCGUACCUUACCGUUGUUAAGGUCAUGCACGUUGGACUGGAAAGUAUGGAGCCUUUUUCACCUCUGCACCACAUAGAGGAGUUGUGGUUGUGCGAUAACAACAUCACUGUGAUUGAGGGCGUGCGGCAAAUGCGGAGCCUCAAAUAUCUUUAUUUGCAGGGCAAUCUUAUCGAGUCAAUGGAUGGUAUUCCGUCUCUUCCCAAUCUGGAAAGACUGUGGCUCUGUAGGAAUCGGCUCCAGAAUAUACGGAAGCUUGAUUUACUGCCGCAGUUACGGUCGCUGUGGGUCGCAUCGAACCGUAUCACGUCACUGGAGGGCGCUUUUGAUUCCAGUAUGACUGCAUUGGAGGAACUUAACUUGUCCAACAAUCAAAUAUAUUUCUUCGGACAAAUCAAGAAUUUGAGUGUUCUCAAAUCUCUUCGCGUUCUGUGGCUGAGUGACCCUAUGUACGGUGACGCCCCCAUUUAUCACUUGAGUAAUUACACUACCUUUUCAUUGCAACAUUUACCACACUUGGAGCAACUCGAUGGUGUUUCAAUUACGAUGGAGCAACGUUCAUUGACCGUGUCUGUGUACGCAAAAAAGAGCAUAUAUUACAGCAUGAGAGGGGCUAUACUCAACGGUAAUGUAGCUCUCAUGUAUAAAUUUGCGCAACAGGAGGCGGAGAAGAAACGCAACUUCGCGCGCGAUGCGAUACGUCGUUUGGAUAUACAACUGAUGAAGUUAGGCGAGUAUGGCCGUGACGGCCAAUAUGUGAGUCGAGUUGUAACCGCCGAAGAGGAAGCGCACCGUCAAACGCUGAAGCGUGCGCGAGAAACCCGGGAGGUGGAAUUAGAGGGGAUUGAAAGACAGUUAUUAGAAGCAUGGAGCCGGACCACGUUCGAAACGGAAAGUUUACACGAGAGACUGCUUCUAGAACUUAAUUCGUGUGGAAGCAUUCGACUAGAAGAAGGCUCUGAAGCCGAUAGUUGGUAUGUCAAUGCCGGGGAAUUGCUGACUUCGCGCUUUGACGCCGAUUUGUACGAAGGUAUGGGCGUGACGGGCGUAAAGGUGAAUCGCGUGUUUCGCAUUACCUGUCAGGGCCUGCGGGAGCGCUUUGACAACCGGAUACGUGAACUUGACGUUGACCUCGCAGAUACUCGAAACCGACGCGCACUAAUUCGUCUCUUUAGUGCAAUACCUCGACAUGCUAAAGACCAGCGUAGUUUCCUGUAUGAGGUAAUGACUAAUGGUUUUCCUGGACUCUAUGCUGAGGAUGAGGGUGUACCUUUAACGAACAGUUUGUUUUACGCGGAUCAAGAACGACUUCUUUCAUUGAAGAGGAAUCGGAAUAUAUUCGGUCUGACGUCGCAACCGGAUCAACUUUCCGCCCAGCUUUUGGUCUCACGCUUAUUCCUAGGCAAAUGUGUUGCAGAGAUGGGAGGCGGUCGGGACACCAGUUUGGAAGAAGGAGGUGAUAAGGCUGUCGAACAGCCUUUCAUGACCGGACGCCGCAAAGUCACGAGGCGACACUAUGGUGACGGGGUAUUUUCUGUUUAUCGCGCAUCCGAACACAACCCUGCUGUGAAGGUGUGGCACGUCUUUGAUAAGUGUCUCUUGCUUCCCGAGUACGUGAUUGAUUUUACGUACACGACGAAAGCGCACCUCACCAUCAGUCCUCCACUGUCCAUGUAUGAUAAAAGGGAAUCGUUACAAGCUCUGCUUGAUAAAGUAAUGCCUAUGGGCGCCCAAGACGCUAUCAACGACGCGCGGACGGCAGGAUAUCCACUGCUUCACUUCUUGCAUUGGUUGGACAGCAACGCCUUUCAUGUUUAUAGCAGUGGUGAGACGGAGAAGGCUAUUAGUCGCGCCAAGGAACUAUACCAACCUAAACACGGUCUGAUGCUUAUCAAUGGGCCACUCACUAAUGAACUAGUGGACUCAUACAUUAGCAACUACGGCACUCUUAGUGACUCUAUGUUAACAUAUUGUGACAUAUCUGAAAAGCAAAUUCAUUGCAUCCCAGAAUCACUCACCACUUCCGCGUGGGGAGCACUGAAAACACUUCUUCUACACCAUAAUAAAAUAACUACUGUUGCGUGGGAGGCCCUUGCAAACGCUGCUCCGACCCUCGAAACGUUAGACCUUGGAAACAAUGAAAUUGCGCGAAUCGAUCUCGGAGCUGCAUCGUUUCCAGGCCUGAAAAAAUUGUGUUUGAGCUUCAACAGCUGUAGUGCGAUGGAUGACCUGCGUCAGUUGCCGGCGAAGAUGCCGGAGUUGUGCUGCCUUCACAUAGACCAUAAUCCGUGGAUGAUGAACAAGGUUGUGGAGCCCUUUUGCGUUUCUAUCAUGCCAGAGUUGCAGCAACUCAAUGGUAUUGCCAUCUCAAGGCAUGCCCGCCUCAGCUAUUUACGGAAGCGAACUUUAAUGCUGAACCAGUCUACGUUGCAGUACAUAGUUUCUGAAGAGCAGAAAUUGCGCGCGGAGUCGGCGACCGAAGCAUUUCCCAACAGUGGGUGCGGGAAUGUGUUAGAUGACAGUAGUAGUAGUAACAAUAACAAUAGCGAUGUCUUUAGAUCACGCUACUUCGAGCAGGUGAUUGCGAACAUGGCUGAUAGGGUGAACCAGGAUCGCCCGUUCGCGCCAACUGCGGGGAAGGAGUUGUCAGGACCACCACUGAGAAGUGUUCGCGCCUUUUCAUUUCAUAGUAGUCUUAGCAGUGAUAUCAAGUGGGUCACACUACUGCCGCAGUUACGUCAUCUUAGUCUUACUUCUCACCUAAUAGAGGAUAUUAGUCCUCUGGCGCAGCUGCGGCAUCUUAGGACACUGAAUUUGAAUGACAAUCUUGUUAACUCAACAAAACCACUGGAAGGAAUGAGGUUAAUUUCCCUCGAUCUUUCUAGAAAUUGUCUUUAUGAGGUGGACGGUAUAGCAAGUCUUUGUGAUUUGCGGUUUCUCUCCAUCCGGCAGAACUUCAUCACCAGUGUUACGGAACUACAGAAUUGUCUUUCCCUUGAAGAACUAUACCUUGCAGACAAUAAUGUCCCCGAUGUACGUGAAUUGUGCUUGCUUCAGAGCUUACCGAAACUAGUUUCAAUGGACGCUGCGGGAAAUCUUUGUGCUGAGCGUGAGAACGCGGAGAAGCUCACGGAGUAUCGAGACUGUCUCUUGUACAAUAUGCCAAAGCUGAAGGUGCUUGAUGGUCUCCCUGUUGCGGAGGCCGACCAGCAACGUGCACGGGAUGUUUUUGCGGGACGUGUAAGCGCUGACUUACUUAUUGAGCGUGUGGGGCCCGUUGAAAUGUGGGGCACGGCUCAAGAGGUGGAUCUUUCACACUGCGGUUUGAGGGAGUUGACCUUACUCGAUCCCUUCAGUUGCCUCAGGGUGCUCCACUUGCAUCACAACAAUUUGGAACGGAUUGAUGGGCUCUCAUCCUUAACCAGUAUUGUUGCACUUGAUCUUUCCCACAACAGGUUGGGACAUUGCGCCGUUGGCCGAGUGCUACGGAAUCUUCCGAACAUUCAUUCACUUUCUCUCGAGGGUAAUCACAUUACUGAUGUUUCAGCCCUAAGCCUUGCUUUACCACGACUUCAAUUUCUGAAUCUCAAAGGGAACGAAAUUUCUUCGAUUGAAACGGGCUUACAAGACCUCCCAGCACUACGCGAACUACUGUUGGACAACAACAAAUUACGUGCCUUAGGACCCGAUUGCUUUGCGAACAAUCACCAGCUUACAGAUGUUUCAGCCGACGAAAAUUAUAUCCGCACCAUCGAUGGUCUGCAGUCGUUACCGAGGCUCUCAAUCUUGUCACUUGGGUCCAACCGACUUGGCGAUAUCCGUGCAAUCGCCCAGGUUCUGCGGCACAGCGGCUGCCUCGCUGCUGCCACCUUUAUAGGGAAUGCUGUUGCCCGUAAACCUCCGUAUCGCGUGCAUAUGAUAGCGGCACUUCCCACGCUAACAACUCUGGAUCAUCGUGAGAUUACUGAUGAUGAACGUGAGCGAGCUGAAUUGAUGCGUAACGCGGAGAUCGGUACUCCGCAUAAUGUCGUACUCGAUACAACUUUCCCCGCUGAAGCGGUGGGUGGUGCCCGAGCGAGUGCUCCUGUUGGGACCCUUCGCUCGAUUGUGUUACAUUCGCAUCGCUUUCCUGCCCCAGCAACCCCGCGCCUCCAACUGCCGGUAUGUAAAAACCCUCGUGGGGAGCAGCAUGGACGAGAGGGCGUUGGGAAGGGAUUUGCUCCGCGGCUACACGGUGCCCGUUAA